AUGGACUCUAACAUCGAGGCGAGCAGACAACUUCAUAAAAAGUUCGGAGAGCUGUGCGGAAGAGCACGCGGCGACGCUGUCCAGAAAAAGGAUCCGAAGACGUUUUUGCCGCCGGUGUGCGGCGGAUCGGCGCGCAUUCGGAGCGUGAACGUCGCCACACACCUCACCGGCACCGCCAUCGUUUACACGUACAAAGUGACGUGGAUUGAGGAGAAGGAGAAGGAAAAGGAAGACAAUCAGAAGAAUAAGAAGAAAAGUGCGAAGCAGAAGGAGAUGUCGUCUGAGGAAGAGGAAUCGGUGCGGCCAAUUGUCAAAAAGGUCUCGUCGAUCAUGAAAAUUCCGGGCAGUGAGUGCCCCCUGAACAUCUAAAAAACUUUAUAAUCCCUUAGAAGUGCGUUGCGACGGUCCAUGCGGUCUCGUCGUCGACAUUCCGUCGACGAUCCAGUUCGGAUGCGACCAUAUUAUAUGCGAAAAGUGCCGGAAGACUGCUCAGAGCGCCGCGCUGUUCGACGGAUCGCCCGGAUGUUGCAACGCGAACUGCGUGAAGAACGCCAAGGAGGACGGGUGCAAAGUUUGCGCCGGACUCACCGACUCUUCGCAGUCCGUUUGCUCGGUAACGUUUUUGCAGUUUUUCGAAAACCCGACUCAUGGUCUCCAGAGCUGACAAUAUAGGCGUGGCGGCAUCGGCCAAAUGGCGUUUUCAUGAAUUGAGCACGUUUUCUCUGAUUUUUGUGGUCAAAGGCGAUGAAAAAUGAUUGUUCCACAUGAAAACACACUAAUUCUCAGAAUUAAUGACGUUUUGGCGCAUUUUUCGCGAAUUUCGCUUUUUCGCCAUCGCCGCCGAUCGCCGCCUAAAAACCGCACUUCUCAUUUUGCGCAUUCUUGACCGUUUUCAGACAGAAUUGGGUUUGAGAACAAUAAAUCACUUAAAUACAAGCAUUUUGAGCGCUCAAACCGCGAAAACUACCGAAAAGCAACUGAAAUUCAGGCAGUUUUAGCCAAAAACCUUCAAACGGAUAAAUAUGAUUUGCGACUUGACCAAAUUUAACGCUCUUGCGCUUAAAAAAUUCGUAAUAGCCUAUACAAUCGGUCUAUCGAGAGACUAAUGAGAAAUUAUCGAUUUUUCGUGGCUAAUCUGACAAAAAACACAAAUUUUGCUGUUAAAAUUUGAAUUUCGCGCCAAUGUAUCGCUCUAUUGGGCGGGGCGCACUUGCGCCCAUUGUAAGCUCUGGAGACCGUGCGACUGAAUAAGCCCAUGAAGACUCGAUUUUCAGCAGCCGUGCGCCGCCGAGUCGCUCUUCAUCCACGUGUGCAUUCUGAAGAACUGCGGCCGCGACGUUCUCCGCACCCAGCUCGACUUCGAACUCGCCUCCUCGUCGCGAGUCUCGGCGCUCUCCGCCGCACUCUCGCACUACAAGGAUCUGAUCUCCGACUCGCGCUUCUACUACAGUCUCGUCAAACCGAAGAGCCGCGCGGAGCUGGAGCCCAUCUCGUUGCACGACACGAAUCUCCGUUUCUACGAUAUCGCCAAGGGAACGUCGCCCGACAUUUACUUUAUCAUUUGCGGACAGGGCAUUCGUUUUCUUUGA
Molecule: messenger RNA, 1589 nt
Organism: Caenorhabditis sp. 36 PRJEB53466
Lineage: Eukaryota; Metazoa; Nematoda; Chromadorea; Rhabditida; Rhabditidae
Source: the annotation of a GenBank genome assembly